CUUCCUCCCCCUCCCUGGCUGAGUGUGGGCGGUGUGGGAGUCUCUGAAGGGGAGGGGAGCCUCCGUGAGCCUCAGACCGCUGCUGGAAACACCGAGAGCCUCCCGCUCCUCCAGCCCGGAGCUCCGCGCGCUCUGACGAACCCUGCCGGACCCCCCGCUUCCCCUCCACCCAAUGGGCCUGAUGUGGUAGAAUAACGCCUCUUUUUCACUGAGCUGACGCCCUUCUCCACCAGACCCCCCCUGGCUGUAAUCCCCCGGGCGGCGGCGGGCCUUCAGGGCGGCUGCACAUGCCGCCUUUUGUCUGCGGCGCUGUUGUUGGCCUGGAGGCCAUGAGGGAGAGCAGACGGCAGCAUAAAGAGCUGACAGCAGGAGAAUGAGCUUCCCAGGCCGGAGGAUGGGGGGAGGAACCACGUGACGCCGCCAUCAUCACACCACCGAGACCAGAACCGGACCGCCGGUCCAACUGGGACGAGUCGCAACAGAAACUGUUUCCUGCUGCUGGUCGGACGUUUAGCAGCCGGCUGCCCAAAGUGCCUUUUUUCUGAGAUUUUUUUUUUGUUUGUUUUGGAACUUAUUUCUGACCCCACUGCUGUCGCCAUGGUUACACUACAGUCCAAAUGGCGCUUCCUGUUCAUGUUCCUGGGCAUCCAGCUGGUGGUCAUGGCGCUGCUUUCCCGGGAGGGAUACCAGAAACGGGUCAGCUACUUUAUCCGGAUCUUCCGUAAGGGUGACGCCACCGGACCGCCGCUUCAGAACCGCACGGGCGGCGCCUUGGGUGGCGGGGACGUCUACGCCAACCUUUCGCACCCGUCCAGAGGACAUAGCCAUGGAGACGAAAUGCCUUACUGUCCAAAGACGUCCCCCCUGAUAGGCGGGCCGAUCCACGUCAGCUUCCCGUCUGGACUCACUCUGGCCGAGGUUCAGAGGAAAAACCCCCUGGUGGUACGAGGGGGGCGCUACAGGCCGCCGGAAUGCGAGGCCCGACACAAGACGGCCAUCAUCAUCCCCCACCGCAACCGAGAGCAUCACCUGAAGUUCCUGCUCUACUACCUGCAUCCGUUCCUGCAGCGCCAGCAGCUCAGCUACGGGAUCUACGUCAUCCACCAGGCGGGAAACUACACCUUUAACCGCGCCAAGCUGAUGAACGUCGGUUUCCGGGAGGCGAUGAGGGAGGAGGACUGGGACUGCCUGUUCUUCCACGACGUCGACCUCAUCCCAGAGGACGACCGCAACCUCUACGUCUGCGACGCCAACCCCAAGCACGCCGCCAUCGCCAUGGACAAGUUUGGCUACAAGCUUCCGUACAAGAUGUACUUCGGAGGAGUGUCCGCUCUGUCGCCGCUGCACUACCUGAAGAUGAACGGCUUCCCCAACAACUACUGGGGCUGGGGUGGCGAGGACGAUGACAUCGGAGUCAGAGUGUCUCUGGCCGGGAUGUACAUCAGCCGUCCGUCUCUGAAGGUUGGCCGCUACAAGAUGAUCAAACACAAGCUGGACAAAGGCAACGACAUCAACCCAAAGAGAUUCAACAUGUUGGCAAAAACCCGUCAGACCUGGAAGAUGGACGGCAUGAACACGGUGGAGUACGAGAUCGUCUCCAGGGACUACCUGCCCCUCUACACCAACAUCACCGUCAACAUCGGGACAGAGUCCGGCCUGCGCUCGCCUGCGCAGCCGCGCAAGCCUGCAGGGAAGCCUGCAGGGAAGCCUGCAGAGAAGCCUGCAGAGAAGCCUGCAGAGAAGCCUGCAGAGAAGCCUGCAGGAAACUCCUCAACCAAACUCCAGAACAAACCAGCAGCUGUGAAAUAAUCCUGUGAUCUGUGUAGAUGGGCGAUCAGCUGCUUCAGGCUGAGGACGAUUGGUUUCAGCUAAAAUGAAGCGAUGGCUCCCCCUUGUGGCUCCUUUAAUCCUUCAUAUCUUAUGGACGUUCCACAGGAGCUACAGGAGGAGCUGAGUUGGACUCUGUGAGUUUGUGUGUAAGGCGCUGUAGCCGCUGUAUAAACCAUGAGGCCUUAGAAUCGUGUAUUUCUCUAUCUUAGAUCUUAUUGUUUGUAGAACGAGUUUAAAGGAGGAGUUCCUGACCGACUGUUUCUGCUCCUCAAGCAAACGUCUCCACAGUCGGCAUUUUUUCUCCUUCAAGGCGUCAGAGGCGCCGUUUCACCUGCUGCUGGUCCUCCCUGCAGCCUCCGGUUUCCUGGCUGACCAGCAGGAUGAGCUGCUGACACAUGUUGGCUGAUUUCAGAUGAAAUAGACGCCCAAUAUUCCUCCUCCAUCUUUUUUCUUUCAUCCAUCUUUGACUCCGACAGCUGAUUGUGUGAAAAAGUGUUUUUAAACCUGUGAGUUUGGCAGAAAAAACCAAAGAAUCUGCUCCAGAUCAGGAGCUCUUCUAACUGUGGUGACGGACUUUCCUUCUCCCCAUGGAGGAGGCGGAGCUCCAGGAUCCUGCAGACGCCUGCUCGUCACUCAUCAGGUCAUGGGCCUUAUCUGAUGGUCAGCGUCUUAUUGAGCAUAUCUGGAUCAGAUGGACUGAGACGUUAAAGCGAAGAGCGAGGAUGUGACUGAAUAAAGCGAGCCCUCCCAGGGUUCUGCUGCUGCUUGUUUCUGUUCUUUCUGACUUCUGCACACUCCACAGUGGCCUUAUACUCCUGAAUAAACUGAUUCAGCGUAACCCUGCUCUGCUGGCCUUUUU
This is a messenger RNA of Cyprinodon variegatus (sheepshead minnow), 2689 nucleotides long. RefSeq names its product beta-1,4-galactosyltransferase 3-like. Bases 598 to 1809 code for a protein of 403 amino acids. Lineage: Eukaryota; Metazoa; Chordata; Actinopteri; Cyprinodontiformes; Cyprinodontidae. Gene Ontology annotation, biological process: carbohydrate metabolic process. Gene Ontology annotation, molecular function: glycosyltransferase activity. The record is from RefSeq and is a predicted model, not a curated record. The transcript has 7 exons.